Cynocephalus volans (Philippine flying lemur) is the source of this 1839-nucleotide messenger RNA. It is a transcript of the gene SLC5A10, whose product is annotated as solute carrier family 5 member 10. Gene Ontology annotation, molecular function: D-glucose:sodium symporter activity. Gene Ontology annotation, cellular component: plasma membrane. Gene Ontology annotation, biological process: transmembrane transport. Lineage: Eukaryota; Metazoa; Chordata; Mammalia; Dermoptera; Cynocephalidae. Bases 1 to 1839 code for a protein of 612 amino acids. The record is from RefSeq and is a predicted model, not a curated record. The transcript has 16 exons.
AUGGCUGGCAACUCCACCGGCGACCUCCACGCUCCAGGGCAGCAGCUGAGCGUCGCUGACAUCAUCAUCAUCACCGUGUAUUUUGCCCUCAACCUGGCCGUGGGCAUAUGGACCUCUUGUCAGGCCAGCAGGAACACGGUGAGCGGCUACUUCCUGGCAGGCCGGGACAUGAGGUGGUGGCCGAUCGGAGCCUCCCUCUUUGCCAGCAGCGAGGGCUCUGGGCUUUUUAUUGGACUGGCAGGCUCGGGUGCAGCUGGAGGCGUGGCUGUGGCAGGCUUUGAGAUGCAUGCCACAUACGUGCUGCUGGCAUUGGCGUGGGUGUUCUUGCCCAUCUAUAUAUCUUCAGAGAUCAUCACCUUGCCUGAAUACAUUCAGAAGCGCUUCGGAGGCCAGCGGAUACGCAUGUACCUGUCCGUCCUGUCCCUGUUGCUGUCCAUCUUCACUAAGAUAUCGAUGGACCUGUACGCUGGGGCCCUCUUUGUGCACAUCUGCCUGGGCUGGAAUUUCUACCUCUCCACCACCCUAACGCUCGCCAUCACCGCCCUAUACACCAUUGCAGGGGGCCUGGCCACUGUGAUCUACACGGACGCCCUGCAGACUCUCAUCAUGACGGUGGGGGCUGUCAUCCUGACGGUCAAAGCUUUUGACCAGAUCGGCGGUUACGGGCAGCUGGAGGCAGCCUAUGCCCGGGCCAUCCCCUCUAGAACCAUUGCCAACACCACCUGCCACCUGCCUCGUGCAGACGCCAUGCACAUGUUCCGAGACCCCUACACGGGGGACCUCCCGUGGACUGGAAUGACCUUUGGCCUGACCAUCAUAGCCACCUGGUACUGGUGCACCGACCAGGUCAUCGUGCAACGGUCACUGUCCGCCCGGGACCUGAACCACGCUAAGGCGGGCUCCAUCCUCGCCAGCUACCUCAAGAUGCUUCCCCUGGGCCUGAUAGUCAUGCCAGGCAUGAUCAGCCGUGCACUGUUCCCAGAGGCUGUCCUGGUCACUGAGGGUCACAAAGUCCGUCCCUCUCGCGCAGAUGACGUGGGCUGUGUGGUGCCAUCCGAGUGCCUGCGGGCCUGCGGGGCUGAGAUUGGCUGCUCCAACAUCGCCUACCCCAAGCUGAUCCUGGAACUGAUGCCCGUAGGUCUGCGAGGGCUGAUGAUCGCAGUGAUGCUGGCCGCGCUCAUGUCGUCGCUGACGUCCAUCUUUAACAGCAGCAGCACGCUCUUCACCAUGGACAUCUGGAGGCGGCUGCGGCCCCGCGCUGGCGAGCGGGAGCUGCUGCUGGUGGGACGGCUGGUCAUCGUGGUGCUCAUCGGCGUAAGUGUGGCCUGGAUCCCCGUCCUGCAGGGCUCCAACAGCGGGCAACUCUUCAUUUACAUGCAGUCAGUGACCAGCUCCCUGGCCCCCCCGGUGACUGCAGUCUUCAUCCUGGGCAUCUUCUGGCGGCGUGCCAAUGAGCAGGGGGCCUUCUGGGGCCUGAUGGCAGGGCUGGCGUUGGGCGCCACGAGGCUGGUCCUGGAAUUCCUGUACCCGGCCCCACCCUGUGGUCACUCCGACGUGCGGCCCGCCAUCCUCCACAGCAUCCACUACCUGCACUUUGCCGUCGCCCUCUUCAUGCUCAGCAGUGCUGUUGUGGUGGCCGGGAGCCUGCUGACUCCGCCCCCCCAGGGUGUUCAGAUCGAGAACCUUACCUGGUGGACCCUGGCUCGGGACCUGCCCUUGGGAGCCAAAGCAGGUGACGGCCAACUGCCCUGGAAACAUGCCUUCUGGGCCCGUGCCUGUGGCUUCAACGCCAUUCUCCUCCUGUGCGUCAACAUCUUCCUCUACGCCUACUUCGCCUGA